AAUCGAAUCGACUCAGCUGGGCCUGAGAAGAAGAACAGACUGAGACGAUCGAGGGAUGAGUCCGACUCCAACAACGAUGAAAGCAAGAAACGAGGAAGACCACGAUUGGACCCACAGGACGAGUCGACUGCUGAUAUUCGCCUGGCCCAAAGAGCCUAUCGACAAAGAAAGGAGGACACUAUCAGUGAUCUCCGCAAACAAGUCCAAGAACUCCAGUCGACCAUUCAGUCGAUGAACCAGACCUUCAGCAAAUUCUCCGAGCAAUGUUCUACCACUAAUGUUCCGCCCACUAUGCUGGCCAAUCUGCAGAGUAUUGACCAGAUGUACUCCGCUGGCCAGGGUCGAGUAGACUCGCUAAAUCUGAGCAAGUCCCUAGAGUCGGGCUCCUCCUUAGCCAUAUCAUCUGCAGACCCAAGCAUUAAAGAGAAGGAUACAUCUCUUAUCGCGGAAGCAAGCAACAUUUCGCCUCGGACGGAGGCCAAACAACCUACAUGGAGCCCGCUCACUGCCCCUGUCAGCUCAACAAGCCUUUCAGACGGUAUCGAGAACAAUCCUGUCUCAGUGUCUAUGCUACAAUCUCUUGGCAUUCCAGCCACCUACAGCUCAUUCGAGAGGACAUUUGCUAGGAGGCUCCACCGGGCGAGCUGCGAGUAUGCCUAUCGACUUGCUUGCGACCCCACUCGAGUCCCUGCGCUUUUCAACAACGUGUUCAAAUUGACACUCAAGGCUGCGGGUACUGUUGACCGAGUCAAGUAUAGUCUGCAGUCAACCUUGAGUCGAAGCACCGGAGAGCCGCUUUCUAAUUGGGGUGUAACUUACAUUCACGUCGGUGGUGCUGGUACCCACUACCCUAGACCACCCGAAGAAGGUGGUCUUAGCUAUCAAUCGCCAACCUCGUGGGCCGUGACUACUGUUGGUCCCCAUAGAAUCGGUGGGUCCACCAUCGAAGAGGCUCUGACUGCAGAGAUGCUGCUACGUGGAGUCAUGGGCAUGUGGUUCGAUGCAUAUGAUGUCGAGGGUUACCUCGCGGAGAAAGGCAUUCAUCUGGAUCCUAGUGCGACUUACGCCAAUAUUGAGUUACCAGAGGAAGAGUCCUUUAGCCCUGAGUCCUCCGUGGCGUCACCACCCAUGGAUCCAAUGACCGCGUACGUCCAUAAACUGGCCGCUGCAGAACCUGUCACUCGUCCUAGUCACUUUGCGUAUUACCCUGGGCUCCCGAGUAUAGGAUACAUGCCUUCAGCUUUGGACAGUCUUUCCACCAGAAGAUCUCACCCCGAGACACAAACGCACUUUGAGCCGCAGAUUGACGAGCGAAGAUCGACCGCUCCUCUUCUUGGCCAACAACAUGUUACCGUGCCAGUGAGCGGUAACAUGUAUACAUACACCUUCCAGCCAGUGGUGAAGUCCCGCUACACUAUUGACAUUGGAAAGUUUGUUGAACGUACCUGCUUGAUGCGAGCACCAGGAUAUCGCCGUGAGGAUAUUGAUGUUGCUCUGCGGCGAGCAGUAGUAUCAGCGCAC
Messenger RNA from Aureobasidium uvarum, 1521 nucleotides. NCBI's taxonomy places the organism in Eukaryota, Fungi, Ascomycota, Dothideomycetes, Dothideales, Saccotheciaceae. The record is from the annotation of a GenBank genome assembly.